Cheilinus undulatus (humphead wrasse) is the source of this 627-nucleotide messenger RNA. RefSeq names its product MPV17 mitochondrial membrane protein like (gene mpv17l). Gene Ontology annotation, cellular component: membrane; cytoplasm. Lineage: Eukaryota; Metazoa; Chordata; Actinopteri; Labriformes; Labridae. The transcript has 4 exons. The record is from RefSeq and is a predicted model, not a curated record. The coding region runs from base 1 to 627 and encodes 208 amino acids.
AUGAGGAGAGCUGUGCUGAAGGAAGCAGCCAAACGCUUCCCCUGGUUGGCCAACGUGACUCUGUACGGCUGCCUGUUCGCCGGCGGUGACCUUGUGCAUCAGCUCAUGGCUCAGAAGGAGCGCAUGGACUGGAGGCACACUCGUAACGUCGCCAUUGUGGCAAUCAGUUUCCAUGGCAACUUUAAUUACUUCUGGCUGAGGGCUCUGGAGAGGCGUUUCCCCGGGAAGUCUGCAGGGAUGGUUUUUAGAAAACUUCUGCUGGACCAGAGCUUCGCCUCGCCUUUGGCCACCAGUGUCUUCUACACAGGGAUGAGCUUCCUGGAGGGGAAGGAGGACGUGUUAGAGGACUGGAGGGAGAAGUUCUUCAACACCUGGAAGACUGGACUCAUGUACUGGCCGUUCAUGCAGUUUCUGAACUUUGUCCUGAUGCCGCUCUACAUGCGGACGGCCUUCAUGGGCUGCUGCGCCUUCCUCUGGGCCACCUUCCUCUGCUUCUCUCGGCAGGAUGGCGACGGCACUGCCGGCGUGGCUCUGGCCUUCGUCAUGGACCCUCGUAAGACCCUGGAGGAGAUGCGUGCCGCCCGCUUAGCCCGUAAAAGGCAGAGGCAGAGCCUAAAGGAAAAAUAG